GUCAUCGGCAGGCGCCGGAAAAAGGCGGGCGGCAAGUGCGGCGCGAGGAGCCGGGGCUGCCUCUUGGCCGACGGGAGUCUGUGUGGUUAGAGUCGUAGGGCCGGACGGUGUCCGCCCCCGCGGAUGGCGAGGGAUCUGAUCGGGCCGGCGCUGCCGCCCGGCUUCAAGGCUCGCGGGACAGCGGAGGAGGAGGAGGAGCGAGACCGCAGCCCCGUUGCAGGACCAGCUCUGCCCCCUAAUUAUAAAAGCAGUAGCUCGGAGUCCUCCGACAGCGAUGAAGACAGUAGUUCAUUGUACGAAGAAGAAAAUCAGGAAUCUGAAGAAGAUGACACUGGUCCAACGGCAAGAAAACAGAGGAGAAAUCAAGAUGAUGAUGAUGAUGAUGAUGAUGAUGAUGAAGGGUUUUUUGGACCAGCUCUUCCUCCUGGAUUUAAAAAGCAGGAUGAUUCUCCUCCAAGGCCGUUAAUAGGUCCUGCAUUACCACCCGGUUUUAUUAAAUCUACACAGAAAAGUGACAAAGGCAGAGAUGAUCCAGGACAACAAGUAUCAUCAUAUUUCAACUCUGAGGAAACAGAUAGUAGUGAAGAUGAGGACAUUGUUGGACCAAUGCCUGCAAAAGGACCAGUUAACUAUAGCGUCACAACAGAGUUUGAAAAAAGAGCCCAGCGAAUGAAAGAAAAAUUAACCAAAGGAGACCAUGAUUCAUCUAAACCAAUUACAAGAGAGUCAUGGAUGACUGAACUUCCUCCAGAAAUGAAAGACUUUGGUCUUGGGCCCAGAACUUUUAAGAGAAGAGCCGAUGACAAAUCUGGAGAUCGAUCAGUCUGGACAGACACUCCAGCGGACAGGGAGAAGAAAGCCAAGGAAACACAAGAAGCAAGGAAGUCAUUUAAUAAGAAGGAUGAAGAACAUGUAUUGUCAGGAAGGGAAAAGAGGUUGGCUGAGCAGGUGUCCUCAUACAAUGAAUCAAAAAGAUCAGAAUCUCUUAUGGACAUUCAUCAUAAGAAAUUAAAAAAUAAGGCUGCCGAAGAGAAAAAUAAGCCCCAAGAAAGAAUACCAUUUGACCGUGAUAAAGAUCUCAAAGUUAAUCGGUUUGAUGAAGCUCAGAAAAAAGCUCUGAUAAAGAAAUCUAGAGAACUAAACACCAGAUUUUCACAUGGCAAAGGCAGUAUGUUUUUAUAAGGGGAUUUCCCUGUGCAAUGAAGAAAAGUUGAAGAACACUCUUUUGUCAGUCUGUCCACCUUUAUUCCUUUGUUUUGAGUUUCUUAAAAUUAGAGAUUACUUUAGUCUUAAAAACCAUACAAACGUACCUUGUGCUGUAUGUCCUGUAAGUCACGUGGAAACCUAAAGUCAGUAUUUCUUAUGUGGAAUAGAAUUUUAUGUGUCUUUGGCUUCUGAGGAAGUGUGGGCUUUUCUUCAAAUAAUUAUUUUGAGGGCAGCCCGGGUGCCUCAGCCAUUUAGUGCCACCUUCAGCCCAGGGCAUGAUCCUGGAGACCCGGGAUCGAGUCCUACAUCAGGCUCCCUGCAUGGAGCCUGCUUCUCCCUCUGCCUGUGUCUCUGCUUCUCUCUGUGUGUGUCUCUCUCAUGAAUGGAUAAAUAAAAUCUUUUUUUAAAAAAUAAUUAUUUUGGGGAUCUCCCACCUAUUCCCUAAUUUUUGUGGUGUCUCCCAAGUAUUGUGUAAGAUCUGUUCAGGACUAUUCACUGAAUCUCCACCAGUGUAGACCUCCUUAUCAGCUGUUCCUAACCUGCCCUGGAGUAAGUGUGUUGAGUCCUUGCAGUAAAUCCAUGCAUCUGAAAUUGUUCGGGUUUUCCCUCUAAACUGCAGCCAGUGAAUACACAUUUACAAAUAGAGGGCUUGGAGGUUUUGUCUGUUUUGUUGACGUUUUGCUUGUUUGGGCAACCAGGGCUUUUCGUUUCUUGUUUGGGUUUUUUGUGUUGGUUGGUUGGUUGGUUGGUUGGUUGGUUGGUUGGUUUUUAAGUAAGAAAGAAGGGCCUCUAUGUUAUCUCGUGUACUAAGAAAAACUAAUUUGAUUUUUCCAACUUUAAUAAGUACUUCUAGGAGAGGCGAAUCUAAGGGACAAAAUAUGCCAUUAACAAUUAGCAGUGUGAAGUCAAAGACUUGGUCUCUCUGGGCUCAGCCAAAGCUUUCUAAGUCUUUAAACUUUGCUUUGAGGUUAUCUUAUUUUACCCAUUUAUAUUUAACAGAUUUUAGCUAAUUUAUUGGGGACUGAUCUUUUAUAUCAAUCAUGAGUAGUCUUUUUUAAAAAUCAAGUUCAUAAUCUUGAAAUAUAAAAAUAUGAAUGGAAACUCUAAUCAUAACCACUCUAAUGAGAGUACGUAACUUGGUAAUGCUUUGAGGCACUGUCUCUUAAGAUGUUAAAUAGAACAUUCUAAAUAGUUAAAGCCUAAAUUCAAAUUCUCUUAGUUAUGUUUUAUUACAGAGUCAUCCUAAUUGUUCACUAGUUCUGUGUUAUAGUUUUGAUAAAGCAUGAGGGGUUUUGUUUUUUUGUUUUGUGUGGGGGAAAAAAAGAACACAAAAUGAGAGACUAGGUAGGAGGUGGGAGGUUUUAAUGGAAAAACAUUCUGAUUCUUAGUUCAUUUAGGCUUUGUGAAAAUUGAGUACAGUGAACUGUUGAGAUUAUGGCACAAGUUAUUCCUCGUUGCUCUUUUAUGAUAUCAGCGUAAACAGUAGCCUACUCAAGGAGUGUAGCUUUUAAAGAGAUGAAUUCUCCUAAGCAAACUGAAACAGCUUCUUGUCUAAGCAAAAUUGAACAGAGCUACCAUUUGACUAAAGAUGUCAUUUUUAGUAAUAUUUUCUGAAUGCAGAACAUUGUGCAAAAGCAUCCACUGCUCUCAUUUAAUUUCGUUAUAAUUUUCCUGGACGAAAGGAAGACAUGUUUUCCAGUUCCUCACCCUUCUAUAAAUUUCUAACAUACAGUUUUGGGAAACUUUGUAUUUUUUAAAGUAAAAAUAUCACCUUUGGUUACUUCUUUUUCUUUGUUUUAUUCAUCUUAAGGGGAUAGGAUAUUUCUGCAUCACGUAGUUACUGUUUUUCCCGUCACCUUGAAGCGUCUUUGUCCUCUGCAAAAGAGAGAAAAACCUCUUCUCUCUGCCUGAUGCUUUCCAUGAGUUACCAUCUUACUGCUCCCUUGGGUGUAAUGCUCUUUCAUGCCAUCCCAGUUUUAAUCAAACGUGAGGCCAGACCAGAGGUUUUUAUGCCCCUCGGAGAGACUAAGCCCAGUAGAAUAGCAUUGAUAAUAAAAGAACAGAGUUGCUAUUUACACAGAAUGGAAAGGUGCUCAGGGCAGCCCCUCCCCUCUUCCAAAGUGGUAAAAAGCCUAAUUAAUUCAAGUCUCCAUUCAUCUGGCAGAAAAUUAGCAUCAGCUGGCAUUUUAUAUGCAGUAGUGGAUGAGUGAAGGACUAUAAUCAUAGCUCACUACUUGCUAUUGUUUUUGUUUUAAUAUUCAACUAUAGUAGUGUUUUAAAAGUUAAAUGAAGAAUAAACUCAAAUAUA
Molecule: messenger RNA, 3514 nt
Organism: Canis lupus familiaris (dog)
Lineage: Eukaryota; Metazoa; Chordata; Mammalia; Carnivora; Canidae
Gene: GPALPP1
Product: GPALPP motifs containing 1
Exons: 9
Coding region: 124-1182 (352 amino acids)
Source: RefSeq, a predicted model, not a curated record